AUGUCCCAGACACAGGACUACGAAUGCAGGAGCCAUCAUGCCGACACACAGGAGCCCAGAGUUUCUGGGCCGAGCACAAGGCUGGAAUGGGUGGAAAUCAUCGAGCCGCGAACCAGGGAGCGCAUGUAUGCCAACCUGGUCACGGGCGAGUGCGUGUGGGACCCGCCCGCUGGCGUCCGCAUCAAGCGCACCAGUGAGAACCAGUGGUGGGAGCUCUUCGACCCCAACACAUCACGCUUCUACUACUACAACGCCACUACCCAGCGCACCGUGUGGCACCGGCCGCAGAACUGUGACAUCAUCCCACUGGCCAAGCUGCAGACCCUGAAACAGAACACCGAGUCCCCCCGUGCCUCUGCUGAGAACAGCCCCGGCAGGGGCAUUGCCAUCAAUCGUGAGGGCAGCCCCAGCGCCUCCCUGGAGCCAGAGGGCACCAGUGAGAAAGCACAGGAGCCACCGGGGCGGGUGGGCCAGCCAGCACCCCUCACGACUGCCAAGGAGGAGCAUGGUGGCAGCUCUUCGCCACCGGGCGUAUUCUUUGAGAGAGACUAUGAGACUUCCCGGGACUAUGGCACAGACGGUCCAUUUCUCCACUACAGGGCCUCCUCACUGCAGUGGACCACAGGGACCAAAGAGCGUAUGCUCAUCAAGGUCACCGACCGUGAGCCCAGUUUUCUGAUGCCACAGGGCAAUGGCUUCCCCUGCGAUGGCCAGUCUGGGCCCCGCGGCCGCAGGCCCUCGGGCGGCCAGCACUCGCCUGGCCUGCAGACAUUCGCCCCUGACGCGGACGCUGCCAUCUUCUUCCCUGAGAGGCGGGCAUCACCCUUCCUGAAGCGGGCCGAGCUCACCGGGGGCUGCUCCCCGCUUCCAGGACGCGGGGGCGACACCUUCUGUACCCCGCUGCAGGCCCAGCCACGCAGGUCCUCCAGUGACUCGCAGCCAUCCUCCCCGCGCUACGCCUACGAGCCGCCACUCUACGAAGAGCCCCCUGCAGAGUACCAGGCCCCCAUCUAUGACGAGCCCCCCGUGGACAUGCAGUAUGAGGCCGGUGGGGGCUAUAAGGCCGGCUCACCCCAGAGGUCGCCCGGGCGCAAGCCACGCGCCUUCCUGCAGUCACCCAAGCACACGGGCCCCACGCCCUACCAGCAGCUGGUGCUCACCAAGCAGCGGGGCCCCGAGCGCUUCAUGAGCCUGGACUACAGCCCCGCAGGAAAAGAGUAUGUGCGGCAGCUGGUCUACGUGGAGCAGGCUGGUUCCAGCCCCAAACUUCGGGCCGGCCCACGCCCCAAGUAUGCACCCAACCCUGGUGGUGGCUCCUACUCGCUGCAGCCCAGCCCCUGCCUGGUGAGGGACCAGCGCCCGGAGGCUCGGGCUGGCGACUAUAGCAGCAUGGAGGGGCCUGACUUCCGGCACGGCCCACCACCCACACCGCUGCCCCCUGCACAGGACGACACCAUGUCCUGGUCCAGCCAACAGGACACCAUGUCCUCCGUGGGCUGCUCGCCUGGCCCCCGCAAGAGGAAGAGCAGGAAUCCUUCCCUGGGCCAGGACCCCAACACGUCGUCCACCGACGGCUCAGGGGACCGCGACCCUGUGGGCGAGUCCCUCAUGGCUGAGGAGCGGCCCCCUUGCGGGGCCGGCCUGGCCCCACUGAAGCGCACUGAGGGCCGGCUGGGUGAGGCCGAGGGGUCACGGGGCUCCUGUGAGCCCUUCCUGGCGCAGGCGCGGCUGGCCUGGGAGGCGCAGCAGGUGCACCACCACAUGAAGCAGCGGGGCAGCUGGGACUCGCAGAAGGACGGCUCGGGCUACGAGAGUGACGGUGCGGUGCCACUGCCCAUGCCUGGGCCCGUGGUACGCGCCUUCAGUGAGGACGAGGCCCUGGCCCAGCAGGAGAGCAAGCACUGGAGGAGGAGCCCCUUUGAGAAGCUCGGCUUCCCCCAGAUUCUGCUGGAGAAGAGCAUCUCGGUCCAGACCAACCUGGCCUCCCCGGAGCCUUACCUGCACCCGUCCCAGUCCGAGGACCUCGGCGCAUGUGCCCAGUUUGAGAGUGGCCGGCAGGGCCGCAGCAUGAUGCCCAGCGCCAGCUGCGUCUUCCCCGCCUUCACGCUGCGCAAGCCGUCCUCGGAGACAGACAUUGAGAACUGGGCUUCCAAGCACUUCAACAAGCACACGCAGGGCCUCUUCCGGCGCAAGGUGUCCAUCGCCAACAUGUUGGCCUGGAGCAGCGAGUCCAUCAAGAAGCCUAUGAUCAUGACCAGUGACCGGCAUGUCAAGAAGGAGGCCUGUGAGAUCUUCAAGCUCAUUCAGAUGUACAUGGGGGACCGGCGGGCCAAGGCUGACCCACUGCACGUAGCUCUGGAGGUUGCCACCAAGGGCUGGAGCAUGCAGGGCCUGCGGGACGAGCUAUACAUCCAGCUCUGCCGACAGACCACCGAGAACUUCCGCCUGGAGAGCCUGGCACGUGGCUGGGAGCUCAUGGCCAUCUGCCUGGCCUUCUUCCCACCCACACCCAAGUUCCACUCCUACCUGGAGGGCUACAUCUACCGGCACAUGGACCCCGUGAAUGACACCAAAGUGACACAGCACAUAAAAGAGCUCCUGGAGAGAAACACUAAGAAGAAGUCCAAAUUGAGAAAGAAACCCAAGCCUUAUGUUGAAGAGCCGGAUGGGGUGGCGAUCAGCACAUAUGCCAAGUACUGCUACCACAAGCUGCAGAAGGCUGCCCUGACCGGGGCCAAGAAGGGGUUGCGGAAGCCCACCGUGGAGGAGAUACGGCACGCCAAGAACGCCGUGUUCAGCCCGUCCAUGUUCGGCAGCGCACUGCAGGAGGUCAUGAGUAUGCAGAAGGAGCGCUACCCUGAGCGGCAGCUGCCCUGGGUGCAGACACGGCUCUCCGAGGAGGUGCUGGCGCUCAAUGGCGACCAGACGGAGGGCAUCUUCAGGGUGCCUGGGGACAUUGAUGAAGUGAACGCCCUCAAGCUUCAGGUGGACCAGUGGAAGGUGCCUACAGGCCUGGAAGACCCCCAUGUCCCUGCGUCACUGCUGAAGCUCUGGUACCGGGAGCUAGAGGAGCCUCUGAUCCCACACGAAUUCUACGAGCGGUGCAUCGCGCACUACGAGAGCCCGGAGGCUGCGGUGGCCGUGGUGCACGCGCUGCCGCGCAUCAACCGAAUGGUGCUGUGUUACCUCAUCCGUUUCCUCCAGGUGUUUGUGCAGCCCGCCAACGUGGCCAUCACCAAGAUGGACGUGAGCAACCUGGCUAUGGUGAUGGCGCCCAACUGCCUGCGCUGCCAGUCGGACGACCCCCGAGUCAUCUUCGAGAACACGCGCAAAGAGAUGUCGUUCCUGCGCGUGCUCAUCCAGCACCUGGACACCAGCUUCAUGGAGGGCGUGCUCUAGCGG
Molecule: messenger RNA, 3402 nt
Organism: Orycteropus afer afer
Lineage: Eukaryota; Metazoa; Chordata; Mammalia; Tubulidentata; Orycteropodidae
Gene: ARHGAP39
Product: Rho GTPase activating protein 39
Biological process (GO): signal transduction
Cellular component (GO): cytoskeleton; cytoplasm
Molecular function (GO): protein binding; GTPase activator activity
Source: RefSeq, a predicted model, not a curated record